CUGAAGGGGGUGUGGCUUGUGGCUGUCCGUGGACUCGCCUCGUCUCCUCCAACUCCACUCCAGCGUCUCACACCGGCGACGUCGACAGCACCUUGAUCACCCGGAGCCAUGAAGAUCUGGACAUCGGAACACGUUUUCAACCACCCAUGGGAGACGGUCAUCAAGGCAGCUAUGCAGAAGUACCCCAACCCCAUGAACCCCAGUGUGUUUGGAGUGGAUGUGCUGGACAGAGGAAUCGACCAACAGGGUCGCCUUCACAGUAAACGACUGCUCAGUACAGAGUGGGGCCUCCCAUCGAUAGUUAAAUCGAUCAUCGGUAACACUCGGACGUGUACGUACAUCCAGGAACAGUCUGUUGUAGACCCCAAAGAGAAGUCUUUUGAGCUUCAGUCCACAAAUAUCACUUUCACAAACCUGGUGUCGGUCGAUGAGAGACUAACAUACAAGCCUCACCCAGAGGACUCAGAUAAAACAAUACUCACGCAGGAGGCAAUCAUCUCAGUCAAAGGUGUCAGUCUGAGCAGCUAUCUGGAGGGCGUCAUGGCCAGCACCAUCUCCUCUAAUGCAGGGAAGGGCCGUGAAGCCAUGGAGUGGGUCAUCAGGCGCUUGAAUGUAGAAAUCGAGGAGCUGGCUGCUACAGCACGCGGGACCAUUCGCACGCCUAUGGCAGCGGCAGUCACAGAGAAAUGACCUUUUCCAUCACCAAACUAAAACUGCACAGUGCCAGCACCCCCUGUCUGUGGUGCUCAGCACAGUUUUCUACAUCCCAGGAGCUUCUAUCCACCUACUUACCAUCUACAUUAGAUGUGUGUAAAAUGCACUUUGCAACUUAAAGGGGAUCUAUUUUGGGGAUGCAUCUCAACAUGUGGCAUUACAGAUAAGGGAAAGUUGUAGCUCCACUCUGCGUGUGCUUGAGGGAAUUUGAUGUUGUCAGACGACCCUCUUUUGACGGCGACUUCUCAAGACAACAAGUGCCAAGAAGAAGAUGCCCUUUUCUGAUCAUUCGUCAAUCUGAUCAGCCUCUUUAAGACACAAAUUGCCAGCGGCUUCUGGUUAAAUACCUCAGACUGCCAACAAACGACUCUGUUGCGAUGCAGUGAGUGGCUGUGUUUGACAGUGUUUUGCCAGUGGUAGGGAUUGAGUGCCAUUCCUGACAGGACAGGAUCCUGGUGUCAACAUUCUACUACCUUCCAGUGGAGGCUGGUGACUCUUAUGUUUACAGAUGUAAACAAGCCUCGGUAACGAAAUGCUUCGCCAAGCACAGUUGACUAAUAUAAACUGUAUUGUUCAUAUGUUGUUUAAGGUAAGGGAUCAAGUUACUUUAUUUGUGGUUUGAUGAAGAAAAGGCCGUCGUAACUGCAUUAAUAUAACCCCAUCUGCAUGUAAACGGAGUCAAAAAAACGUAUUUAACUGUACUGACAUGUGUGUAGACAAGCACAAGCUGCUCAUAUGGAUCAUCUAUGAAUAAGAGAAAUGUGAAUGGCCCCUGUUAAGAUGUUUCUGGAAGGUCUUCUGCUGCAUAAAGCAGCGUCAUGGUGAUAGGGGGAGGGGGGCUGCUUUCUUCCUGUGUUGUGUUACCGGAUUAUUUAUUGGCGCAAAGGACUGCUUGAAUGGUUUAUAAACACUCAUAGUUUGCAUUUGGAACUUGUUUUUUUUUUGUGUGUGCCUCUGUAAAAGUAACUAUGAAAGCAACUGCUGUAUGAUAAUAAA
Molecule: messenger RNA, 1710 nt
Organism: Synchiropus splendidus (mandarinfish)
Lineage: Eukaryota; Metazoa; Chordata; Actinopteri; Syngnathiformes; Callionymidae
Gene: prelid3b
Product: PRELI domain containing 3
Exons: 6
Coding region: 109-690 (193 amino acids)
Biological process (GO): phospholipid transport
Cellular component (GO): mitochondrial intermembrane space
Molecular function (GO): phosphatidic acid transfer activity
Source: RefSeq, a predicted model, not a curated record